Messenger RNA from Rhizopus microsporus ATCC 52813, 1503 nucleotides. RefSeq lists its product as uncharacterized. NCBI's taxonomy places the organism in Eukaryota, Fungi, Mucoromycota, Mucoromycetes, Mucorales, Rhizopodaceae. The coding region runs from base 1 to 1503 and encodes 500 amino acids. The record is from RefSeq and is a predicted model, not a curated record. Gene Ontology annotation, biological process: mRNA splicing, via spliceosome. Gene Ontology annotation, cellular component: cytoplasmic stress granule. Gene Ontology annotation, molecular function: mRNA binding. The transcript is spliced from 2 exons.
AUGAAACGAUCUCAAGAUACUCAAGAAGCAAACGACACAAAGAAGCCUAGAUUAAAUCAAGCCAACUACAACAACAAUGAUCCAUACGCACAGUAUAGCUUAUUAUCACAAUAUGGUACAGCAUUUGCGCAGAACGGAGUUACUGUAGGAGGUUAUGGACAACCUGCUUCCAUGUAUGGACUUGGCUACGGUAAUGCCAGCAUGGUUGCGCCUUAUGGAUAUCCGCCAGCAUUUUUUAAUCCAGCAGCAGCAGCAGCAGCCUACAGCGGAGUAUUAGGGGAGGGCAAUCGGACGAUUUAUUUAGGAGGUGUCCCACCCAAUACGCCACCUGGCGACAUUUUGAAGCAAAUCAAGUCAGGAGCUAUUGAACAAUAUAAGGCACUUCCUGAAAAAGCAUGUGUAUUUAUCACCUUUGUCGAUGCCUCUGCAGCCCACAUGUUCUAUCAAGAAUUGAUGCUCAAGAAGUUGGCAGUGAAUGGACAAGAACUCAAAUAUGGAUGGGGAAACUCAACUUCGAUGUCCUUAUCCCUCAAAUUGCAGAUUCAAUCAGGAGCUACGCGAUCUGUAUAUAUAGGCAGAUAUGAUGAGCAACAAGUGUCAAAGGAGCAAUUAGCCUCUGAAGUCACCAAAUUCGGACAGAUUGAAGAUAUUAAGGUUGUACCCGACAAGCACUGCGUGUUCAUCCACUUUUUGAGUAUCAGUUCAGCCAUUAAAUGCGUCUCUGAAUUACCUAAUCAACCAAGCUUUCACAACAAACGCAUCAAUUACGCCAAAGACCACUGUGCGAGCAACUAUCCAGCAGAUGUACUAGCAUCCAAUCCAAGCCCAAGCUUUGGAUUUGAUGCGUACGGUAAUCCAGUCAUGAAUUCAAUCAAUUUGAAUACCGCACCUACUGCAAACAAUAUCCUUCGUACACUCUACAUUGGCAAUAUACAAUCCGAAGCCAAAGUAGAAGAUAUCUGCAACUCUAUUCGAGGGGGUAAUGUAUUACAAGUCCGAUACUUUCCCGAGAAGCAUAUCGCAUUUGUCAGUUUUAUGGAUGCAGCCACGGCCAUUGCUGUAUUUAACUACGCCAAUAGCCAAGGGAUUGUCAUUAAGGGUAGAAAAGUAAAAGUUGGAUGGGGUAAGCCAUCAGCUAUUCCAACACAGCUGAUGCAUGCUAUUCAACAAGGAGCUACACGCAAUGUCUACAUUGGAGGAAUCGAAGACGUUUCAGAAGAGAAACUAAGGCAAGACUUUGAAUCCUUUGGAGAGAUUGAGUUAGUGAACAUAUUUAAUGAAAAGAGAUGCGCAUUUGUCAACUUUACGAGCGUUCAGAGUGCGGUUAUGGCAGUGACAACUGUGAAACAAAAAAAUCCAUUCUAUCAGUCAUUGAAGGUCAACUAUGGCAAAGACAGAUGUGCAAAUCCACCUAAAAUAAGGAGCAACAAGGGAGAUGCUGAACCAAAACUAGGCAUGGCUGCAGAGCCAGCCAAACAACCAGAACAGCAGCAAGUACAGUAG